CUAAAAGCAUCUUCCUAUGAUUCUUCCUCUCUCUUGAUCAGAGAAACCCCAGAAAUAAAAUCUAUCAUCCCUCUCACUAUAUUACAUUCAUUUCCUCAUCUUCAAAUCAUCAUACCUCCAUACCAAAUAAAACAUAGAAAAAAAAAGGUUUACUGUAACAAAAAAAUGGAGUCAAAUAGUAACAACACAAAAUCCAUACAGAGAAAAGUUGUAGACGACCUCGUGGAAGGCAGCAAAUUCACUACUCAGCUUCAGCUUCUCCUCUCUCAUCGACACUCUAACCACAACAUCGAGACGGGUUCACUUUCCGGUGAUUCGGAUCUCGUUAAUGAGCUCAUCGUUAAGAUCUUGGGAUGUUUCCAUAAAACCAUAUCAGUUCUUGAUCCUCUUGACCUCGUCCCGGAUGUCUACGUCCCUGUGGCUGUAGAGGGUUCACGUAAUGCUUCGUGUGUCGAUGACUCGGCGGCUCCGGCGAGUUGCAACGGUGGAGAUUCCGGUGAUAGUAGAAAGAGACUUGGGGUUAGUAAGGGUAAAAGAGGAUGCUACAUAAGAAAGAAGAGAUCGCAUACUUGGACCGUGGAAGCUAAAAGAAUUGAUGAAGAUGGACAUGCUUGGAGGAAAUAUGGACAAAAGGAGAUUCUUAAUACCAAGUUCCCAAGAAGUUACUUUAGAUGCACACACAAGCCAACGCAAGGAUGUAAAGCAACAAAGCAAGUUCAGAAACUUGAGCGUGACCCUGAGAUGUUUCAAAUCACAUACAUUGGCCACCACACAUGUAACGUUAGUGACCAAACGCAAGUGAAGACCGAAACAAACAUUGAUUCGGACAACACAUUGGCUGCAACCUCUUUUCACAAGGACCAUGUGAAUGCAAACGUGCAAGAGCAAGAGAACGAUAGUUCAGUUGAGGUAGCCACAUGUAUGGUGAAGCAGGAGGAGAACAACAAUGAUGAUCAGAUUAAAGACUCUUGUGAGGGUUCUUCAACAGAUGGCGAUUUGUCAUUGGUUUGGCAAGACGAGAUGAUGUUUGAUGAUUAUCAACACCAUGAUCAGGAUCAUCACUACUAUCACGGUGAAACUAGUACUACUUCUCAUCAGUUCUCUUUCAUUGACAAUGAUCAACUUUUCUCCUUAUUCGACACAUACUGUGCGAAUGCUAGGUGAACAUCCAAAUGCAGUUUAAUUUGAUGAAUUAUAAUCAGGCGUGUAAUAUAUAAUACUCAUCCUCUCUUUGAGUAUGCUUAGUGGAAUGUAAUAUUUUUUUGUUGGAUAUUUGAUAUAAUAUCAUAUG
Molecule: messenger RNA, 1291 nt
Organism: Eruca vesicaria subsp. sativa (arugula)
Lineage: Eukaryota; Viridiplantae; Streptophyta; Magnoliopsida; Brassicales; Brassicaceae
Source: the annotation of a GenBank genome assembly